GAGUAUUUAAACCAUAAUGUAGUAGUUUAUCAGUAAGUUUAUAAGAUGGCUGCCUUAAGAAUUUCAUUUUUAACAUUAUUCAUCAUAUUGCAGGUGUGCAAAAGUGCACCUGCUCCUAAACCUCUUGAUGAAAUCAAUGUUCAUUUUCAUCUUGAUUAUGAGAGUUCAGAAUCUGCUGAAGGAAAAGGUAAAUCUGCCCCAAGCAGAACAGUCAAUAGAGGAGAUUAUGACAUGACCCCUGAAAUGAUGCAAGAAAUCUGGGAUAAAGAAGAGAAAGCCAAAGCAGGCAAAGGUGCAAAUAGAGGCAUGACCCGUAAACCUAAAAAAGACAUUGAUUACGAAAAGAUUUUAGAGAAAGCCACAGCAGCGAGAGAGGUUAGAGAAAGUCUUAGCAAACAGGAAAAAAUACUUUGAUUAUUUCUAAAUGAACACACCUUCAUGCAAAAAAGUGAAACCACUAAUAAUUGUUUGCAGAGCAUUUCCAAGCCUUGGCAAAAAAACAUAUUUUUUGCUUAAAAUAUACUUUUUUCAUUUC
This is a messenger RNA of Eurytemora carolleeae, 535 nucleotides long. RefSeq lists its product as uncharacterized. The record is from RefSeq and is a predicted model, not a curated record. The transcript is spliced from 8 exons. The coding region runs from base 46 to 414 and encodes 122 amino acids. Lineage: Eukaryota; Metazoa; Arthropoda; Copepoda; Calanoida; Temoridae.